Messenger RNA from Kogia breviceps (pygmy sperm whale), 1321 nucleotides. RefSeq names its product S100 calcium binding protein G (gene S100G). Gene Ontology annotation, cellular component: cytoplasm. The record is from RefSeq and is a predicted model, not a curated record. Lineage: Eukaryota; Metazoa; Chordata; Mammalia; Artiodactyla; Physeteridae. Gene Ontology annotation, molecular function: calcium-dependent protein binding; transition metal ion binding; calcium ion binding.
UUUUUUUCUUGAUGUGCAGAAAAUUAUUUUUUUCAAGCCUAAAUAUGCAACUCAAUUGAAAAAAACCAACCCUCCAUAUUUGAGCUUUCUGAAAUGUGAACAGUGGGCAAACAUCCUAGUUCCACAUUGUAGGGAAAAUAUAAUCUAAGGGGUAAAGAAUCCAAGCUUAUACUUGGGACUCUGAACCAUUAAGCAACUGUUGAAGUGGCCCUUUACUGGAUCUUGCCCUUAAUUAUGAAGCUCAUGCAGUCUUAGGCUUGGGUUUCAAAAAUCAUUAAUAAUUACCCUUAAAUGGCAAACAAAAGGAAAAUUUCAUAAUCAGGGUGGUGUAUCUGUAAAGACUAUAAAAGUCGCAGGAUCCUGCUCAGCUUCUCACACCCCUAUUUGAUUCUUCCAGCUGCCUCACUGCUGGACAACCAGGUAAGCGUGAUUUUAGUACUACCUGUAGCUGCUUCUGCUUCCUUUCAGAAUGGUGUGAAAGAUCACGGUCUAGAGAAAAAGUGGGUUUGUGCCAUCUAAAGAUAUUACCAGUAACUUAAGAGGCUAGAAGCUGAAGAUCACAGCCUACAGAGUACAGAGCAGGUACCUAAAAAGUGAAAAAUGUCAUAAUUACUGGUAAAAGUAUUUGGCUCCAAAGACUAUCUUCUAACAGAUGUACUCUAAAAACAGACAUUUAACAACCUAUCUAAGAUGAUUAUUUUUAAAACACGUUUUCAGUCACUGGUACGUUGUGAUUCCCCCAGUUCCCGCCCCCUCUCUCCUCCUCCUCCUCCUCUUUAUCUUCACCUCUCCCCUUUUCUUUAUUCUCUCUCACCUAUGCCAAGGAAACAGCCCAAAAGCACUCAACUCCUGCUGGCAAUCAUCAGUAUAAAAUACUUCAGCUUUUUGGUAAGGUCAUUUCUUUCCCAAUUUACAGGACACCAAAAUGAGCACAAACAAGUUUCCUGAAGAACUGAAGAGCAUUUUUGAAAAAUACGCAGCCAAAGAAGGUGAUCCAAACCAGCUGUCGAAGGAGGAGCUGAAGCUAUUGAUUCAGACUGAAUUCCCCAGUUUACUGAAAGGUCCAAGCACCCUAGAUGACCUCUUUCAAGAAGUGGACAAGAAUGGAGAUGGAGAAGUUAGUUUCGAAGAAUUCCAGGGGUUAGUAAAAAACAUAUCCCAGUGAAGGAAAAAACAAAACAUCAUUCUAAGAACCGGAAGAAGAGUGCCUGGGAUGUGGCCCUAUUCUGUACGAAACCACCAUUGUCUCCACUUAAUUCUUUGCAAUUGUAAUGAUCAAGUAGUGAGGUCUAAUUACUAAAUAAAGAAAUCCUUAGACAUG